UGAUGAGGGGAGUGGAACCUCAACCCAGCACGUUAUCAUGAUAGAGUCUGCAGAUGCAGAGGCUGCAGGUCCUGGGGUUAAGCAGGAGAGGUCUGAAGGAAAUGAGCUACAACACAGCAGAGACAUCCAGACUGGAGCAGCGGCUGGAGUAGCACCCCCUGUAGCCACGGAGGACUCUACCACCGCCCCAGCGCAGCCCAGGACGCGACGCAGCAUCACGGAGGUCAGUGGAAUGCUGAACGCCGUCUUCAAGUCAGAGACCGACACAGAGACUUUAACUGUAACACAAAGGCUUUUGCACACAGGAUCUGACCACAGAUCAGACCCAGAGAGACUGGGGCCACUGGGCUGUACUGCUCCCGGCUCAGAGUAUUUACUUUACGGUAACCACUCAGGUGACGUGUUAGAGACUGGCAAUGAUCCGUCUUGUUCUUACGCUACAGGGAUGGACCCUGGCAACAUGCCCUUAGGUUUAGAGACACACACUGAUCUGUCUAGAGAGGACUGGAACCAGUACAGUAGUAGUGUAUACUCUGAAGGGUGCGUAAAGGGUCUGGUUGUAGAUAAAGUGACUGUGAAAGUGGAGGGCGAUGUUCCUCCCACAUGGAAUGCAGAUAGUCACCUAGGAGACGGACACUCACAGGGCAGAGAUUUCUUAGAUAACAGGGAAAGCUUAGAGACAAAUCCAAAUGUCGUGACUCACUCCCCUUUACACGCAUUCAGCGGUCACGACCCAGUGUCCACAUCGAUGGGGCCUUCCGAUUCAAACAACCGUGUCCGUUUCGAUCAGAUAUUGAACUCAAACGACAGGGCUAGAGCCCAGGCUCCGGGAGGGGGAGCAACAUCAGGCAAUAGUAAAGAUAAACGGUUCCUCUACAAGUUCUGUAACAAAGACUUCAGCUGCACCCAGAAGUCAGAGAUCCAUCAGAGGGUCCACACAGAGGAGAAGUCUUUCAUCUGUACCCAGUGUCACAUGCGCUUCGCCCAAGCUGGCACCCUGAAGAGACACCAGAGGGUCCACACAGGGGAGAAACCCUUCAAAUGUACCCAGUGUCACAUGCGCUUCGCCCAGGCUGGUGACCUGAAGAGGCACCAGAGGGUCCACACAGGGGAGAAACCCUUUAGGUGCCCCCAGUGUGAGAAGAGGUUCUCCCGCCAGGACCAGCUGAAGAUGCACCUGAAGAUCCACAUGGAAGAAAGGCCGUUUGCAUAGCUACCUCAGGGUACACCGGCAGAAAAAACAUUCCACUCUAUAACAUAGAACAGGGGUAGGCAACCCUGGUCCUGGAGUGCUACAGGCACUUAAUUUUUUGAUUUAACUGACCUUGAAGACCAGGUGUGUUGAAUUUAGGCAGUCACUGAACUGAUCAAUUAGCUUAGUUGGUCAGGUGUGGUGCCUAGUUGUAACAACCCUGACAAAGAUCAUAACCAUUUCUACUUGAUACUGUAGCUUCUGACGUUUAGAUCAAAACCUGCAUUAAAGAUAAAGCUGAAUUUUCAUUGUUGUCAACAGAACAUAUCCACAGAUGCAUUUGGAAUAACAAGACUAACAGAUGUUACUGUUGAAUAUUCCUUAGUAGAAUAUUGCAUCCAAACAUUGUGUGAUUUCUAAGGCAUAUAUAAGCCUUAAAAGUCCGUUACAUGUUGUGUUUGUACUGUGUAUGAUGUUUCAUUACUUCCAUUUAACUAUUUCUAUUUUUUUCCCAAGACACUUUUAAUGAGAAAAUUCAUGUUGAUUUUUUUGUUGAGACGUGUAUGUGUGGUUUUCAUAUGGUGCAUUUAACACUUGUUUAUGUUUAGCCCUUUAGACUCGUACCUGUAUACGGGUUGAAAGUGGCAGAUUUGGGCACUGAUAAGCACCUAAAUUGUAACGACAGUGGCUGUACAGUAACAUGCUAUAAAUGACGUCAGUGCUCAGGCUCUGUAUGGGUUUUGACUGACAGCUGUUCUGAACUUGAGCACAACACGUGACAAGUUGCACCCAUCCCUCCCACUAAUUGGGAAACUUUUUGUUGUCUGAAUGAAGGAAAUGCAGUGAAUUAAGAGGACUGUAUGUAUUUUGAAAGAUGAGAUGUUAAGGAUUAUAAUAAAUACAGCUUUGACGUCAUACAAGCAAGCCAAACACUCAUAAGUCCAAAUGUGCA
Salvelinus namaycush (lake trout) is the source of this 2144-nucleotide messenger RNA. Its product is annotated as zinc finger protein 214-like. Bases 38 to 1213 code for a protein of 391 amino acids. Gene Ontology annotation, molecular function: DNA-binding transcription factor activity; RNA polymerase II cis-regulatory region sequence-specific DNA binding. Lineage: Eukaryota; Metazoa; Chordata; Actinopteri; Salmoniformes; Salmonidae. The transcript has 2 exons. Gene Ontology annotation, biological process: regulation of transcription by RNA polymerase II. The record is from RefSeq and is a predicted model, not a curated record.